CCGGCCCGUGGCGGGGUCGGGACGCAGCGCGGGCCGGCCGGGUGGGUGUCCCGGCCCUGCCUCCACGAGCUGCGAGGCCCCGGGCCUCGGCCCCCGGAUCCCAGGCGGCGGGGAGCAGUCGAGGCCUGGGGCCACAGCGGGGACCGAGCGGGGCUGGGGGACGCUCACCUCCCUGGAGCUGCAACUCAGGGUCGUCCCCGUCUGUGAAGAUGAACGUCUAGGGAAGAGGCGGCCGUGAGGCGUCAGGAAGCGUCCCGGGGACCCCUCAGGGCGGCCCCAGCCGGCACCUCCCGCCCCCGCCGGCCGCGCUGCGGGGUCCGGGCCCACCUGCCGGCGGGCGCGGGAGAUCCAGGGGGCCGUGGAGCCCAUGCAGAUUGACGUGGACCCCCAGGAGGACCCACAGAAUGCACCCGAUGUCAACUACGUGGUGGAGAACCCCACCCUGGAUCUGGAGCAGUAUGCAGCCAGCUACAGCGGCCUCAUGCGCAUCGAGCGGCUGCAGUUCAUUGCUGAUCAUUGCCCCCCACUGCGGGUGGAGGCCCUGAAGAUGGCGCUCUCCUUUGUGCAGAGAACCUUUAAUGUGGACAUGUACGAGGAGAUCCACCGGAAGCUUUCAGAGGCCACCAGGGAGCUGCAGAAUGCACCUGAUGCUAUCCCUGAGAGCGGUGUGGAACCGCCACCCCUGGACACGGCCUGGGUGGAGGCCACUCGGAAGAAGGCCCUACUGAAGCUGGAGAAGCUGGACACAGACCUGAAGAACUACAAGGGCAACUCCAUCAAGGAGAGCAUCAGGCGCGGCCAUGAUGACCUGGGUGACCACUACCUCGACUGUGGGGACCUUAGCAACGCCCUCAAGUGUUAUUCCCGGGCCCGAGACUACUGCACCAGCGCCAAGCACGUCAUCAACAUGUGCCUGAACGUCAUCAAGGUCAGCGUCUACUUGCAGAAUUGGUCUCACGUGCUGAGCUACGUCAGCAAGGCCGAGUCUACUCCUGAGAUAGCCGAGCAGCGUGGGGAGCGGGACAGCCAGACGCAGGCCAUCCUCACCAAGCUCAAGUGUGCUGCAGGCUUGGCUGAGCUGGCCGCCCGCAAGUACAAGCAGGCUGCCAAGUGCUUCCUGUUGGCUUCCUUUGAUCACUGCGACUUCCCAGAGCUGCUUUCCCCCAGCAACGUGGCUGUCUAUGGUGGCUUGUGUGCCCUGGCCACCUUUGACCGGCAGGAGCUGCAGCGCAAUGUCAUCUCCAGCAGCUCCUUCAAGUUGUUCUUGGAGCUGGAACCACAAAUUCGAGACAUCAUUUUCAAGUUCUAUGAGUCCAAGUAUGCCUCAUGCCUGAAGAUGCUGGACGAGAUGAAGGAUAACCUGCUCCUGGACAUGUACCUGGCCCCCCACGUCAGGACUUUGUAUGCCCAGAUCCGCAACCGCGCCCUUAUCCAGUACUUCAGUCCCUAUGUGUCUGCUGACAUGCACAAGAUGGCCAUGGCCUUCAACACCACGGUGGCAGCUCUGGAAGAUGAGCUGACGCAGCUCAUCCUGGAGGGGCUCAUCAAUGCCCGCAUCGACUCGCACAGCAAGGUCCUGUACGCCCGGGAUGUGGACCAGCGCAGCACCACCUUUGAGAAGUCCCUGCUGAUGGGCAAGGAGUUCCAGCGCCGCGCCAAGGCCAUGAUCCUGAGGGCGGCUGUGCUGCGCAACCAGAUCCACGUCAAGUCCCCUCCCAGAGAAGGAAGCCAGGGGGAGCUGACUCCUGCCAACAGCCAGUCCCGGAUGAGCACCAACAUGUGAGAGGCGGCCUCCCGGCUCCAGAACGGUCUGUACACCCCUUCCUCAUCCCUGUGGACUUGGCUCCUGGCCCUGCCUGCUUACCUUCAGAGAGGAGGCUGAGUACUGUCUGCAGCUAUCUGAGGGCCUGGCCAGGGAUGCCAGCCCCUCCACCCGUCUGGAAGGAGGGCCUGCAGGGCUCGACCCCUCAGGUUUCUGUCCCCAGGAGUGGAUUGCGCAGCAUCUCCCAAACCCUCCCCCAUGUGUCGUGUGGGCUGCAGGCGAGGUGGUGACGUCCCACUGCAUUAAAAGCAGACUGCA
Molecule: messenger RNA, 2080 nt
Organism: Cynocephalus volans (Philippine flying lemur)
Lineage: Eukaryota; Metazoa; Chordata; Mammalia; Dermoptera; Cynocephalidae
Gene: GPS1
Product: G protein pathway suppressor 1
Exons: 14
Coding region: 368-1783 (471 amino acids)
Cellular component (GO): COP9 signalosome
Source: RefSeq, a predicted model, not a curated record